Molecule: messenger RNA, 3160 nt
Organism: Vespa crabro (European hornet)
Lineage: Eukaryota; Metazoa; Arthropoda; Insecta; Hymenoptera; Vespidae
Gene: Tm1
Product: tropomyosin Per a 7.0102
Exons: 10
Coding region: 798-2618 (606 amino acids)
Biological process (GO): actin filament organization; muscle contraction
Cellular component (GO): actin filament
Molecular function (GO): actin filament binding
Source: RefSeq, a predicted model, not a curated record
GGGGUUAACCCGAAUUGUAGCUUGUCGUGUAGUGAAGGUAUAGGAGGGGAUUGAGGAGGGGACGAGGUGUCCCAUAGAGGGCGUUAAGAUCGUAAAGAGAAUGAUGGAGAAAUAGAGAGAGAGAGAGAGAGAGAGAGAAAGAGAUAGAGACAGACUGAUAUUGUGAGAAAAUGAGAGACGGAGUGGGGAGAAACUUUGCGUGGUGAACGGCGGGCGCGACUGCAGAAACGUGUCGCGCGAGAGAGCCAGUGACAGACAAAAUGGCGGUAGGGCUUAUGCGGUGAGCGAGCGAGCGAGCGAGAUAGAUAUAGAAAGACGAGAGCGAGAGAGAGAAAGAGAGAUAGAGAAGGAGAGAAAAGGGAGAAAGAGAGAGAGAGAGAGAGAGAGAGAAUCAAGACGUGAGUGCAGCUCAGCACGACGACACGUCGCAAAGUAGCGCGCGCGCUGCUGCUAAGGAAAGACACGAUUUUUCUCCUGUUUUCGUAAUUAACGACGAAAAAAUAAUUCCCGAUUAAUUCGUCGCUCGUCGUUUUACUGUAUUAACUCGUCUUAAAUUCGUCGAUAAUAAUAAUAAUAAAAACAAUAGUAAUAAUAAUAAUAAUAAUAAUAACAGCAACAACCAACAAUAAUAAUAAUAAUCGUUGAUUCGUCGUCAUCGUCGUCGUCGUUGUCGUUUUCGUCGUCGUCGUCGUCAUUGUCGUCGUCGUCAUUGUCGUCGUCGUCGUCGUCGUCGUCGUCGUCGUUGUAAUUAUACGUUGGUUAAUCUGGUGCAUGUUUCAUCCAGGAUCAUCACGAUCAUGGAACAUUUGCCGGCGUCGACCGCGAGACGUCGCGGUCAUCAGCAUCACCCGCGUCACUCGACGCGUAGACGUUUCGAGGUAUCCGGCAGAGGACCCGCGCAGUGUGGCCCUGCCGGUAUAACAACAACAACAACAACAACAACAAUAACGACAACAACAACAAUAAUAGCAAACAACAACAAUAAUAACAACAAUAAUAAUAAUAAUAAUAAUAAUAAUAAUGGCAACAAUAAUAACAAUAAUGUCCUCGAAGAUAACAACAUUUUAUCGGAGCAACCAACGUCGUUGGGUACCCAUUGGUUGCGUGAUUCCUUGUCGAAAAGAAUCGAAGCUAAUAAUAAGGAGGAUGUCAAAUCUAAUAAAACAACGACGACAGCAACGACAAUAUCAGCGACAACAGCAACGUCAACGGCAACCCAACUGACAACAAUUUCCGAAACAACAAUUGCAGGAAAGACGACCGACGAUAAUAAAUAUAACGAGAACAAUGAGAAUACGAACGUCCGACAGAGGCUCGCGCAGUGUAGCCCGGACGUAAAUAUUGAGAUACGAAAUGAUGAUAAAAAUGACGACGAUUACAAUCUCAUUUAUAAUGACAAUGACGAGAAAUCAAAUGACAUUGAUCGUAGGAAUAAGGAUUUGAAGAAGGUUUACGAGAAAGGUUUCUCGCGGGAAAUUCAAACGCUCGUUUCGAACCCACGUGGCUGGGACGACCAAUUAAACGUAACAGAAAUCAAAGAGGAAAUUAAUGACAAUAUCGAUGAGAUAUUCGAUGAUAUUCGUACGAAGGAAAAUAGAAAUUAUCACGAUUACGAUGAUUUAUUAUUAACGAAUGAUAAAUUUUUCAUCGACAUAUACGACGAGCCCGAGCACGCGGUCGCGAGGGCUCGCGGGGAUGGUAAUUCCGAUGACGAGUCUACCAACGUCGAGGAGGAUCCUGAAUUGGCCGAAUUGGCGAAAUUAAGGUGUCCAAGCGAAAGGACCGAGGUACAAGCCGAGAGAGAGGCCAGAAGACGAAAAAGAUGCGCCGAUUAUCCUGGAUUAGCAUUUGGCUGUUCUAUAUUCUCCAGCGAUACAAUGAUGAAGUUCAGUCUGAUUAGGAACGAAUUACAAAAUAUCAUGGGCAAUCAGCUGAAACGGGCCGAAUCCGAAGUCGCUGCACUCAAUCGUCGUAUCCAAUUAUUGGAGGAGGACCUCGAAAGAUCUGAGGAACGUCUUGCUACUGCCACUGCCAAAUUGGCAGAGGCAUCUCAAGCGGCAGAUGAGAGCGAACGCGCCCGCAAGAUUCUCGAGAACCGCAGUUUGGCUGAUGAAGAGCGCAUGGACGCCCUUGAAAAUCAGUUGAAGGAGGCGAGGUUCCUAGCCGAAGAAGCCGACAAGAAAUACGAUGAGGUUGCCCGUAAAUUGGCCAUGGUUGAGGCCGAUCUUGAGCGUGCCGAGGAACGCGCCGAGGCAGGAGAGUCCAAAAUCGUUGAACUUGAGGAGGAACUGCGCGUGGUCGGUAAUAACCUGAAAUCCCUCGAGGUCUCGGAGGAGAAGGCCAACCAGCGCGAGGAGGAAUACAAGAACCAAAUUAAGACCCUUACCACUCGUCUAAAGGAGGCGACGCAAAGAGAGGAGACGUUCGAGGGACAGGUCAAGAUCUUGGAUAGUCAGUUGAAAGAGGCUGAGGCUCGCGCCGAGUUCGCAGAGAGAUCGGUGCAGAAACUUCAGAAGGAGGUCGACAGGCUCGAAGAUGAGAUGGUGACAGAAAAGGAGAAAUACAAGGAGAUCGGCGAUGGCCUGGAUAAUGCAUUUUUCGAACUCUAUGGCGUCUAACAACGCCACUAACCAUCCCCCUUUAACGCUUCAACCAAAAAUUCAAAAAAGAAAAUUAAAAAAAAAAAAUAUUACCUUUCUUACAGUCUCGCUUGCUCUCUUAACACGUAUUCCACGAGCUCGUCCACGAGAAAGAGAAGUACAAAUACAUUUGCGACGAUCUGGAUCUUACCUUCACCGAAUUGGUUGGUUAAAUCUAAUAUUGUUGAGGUAAAAAAAAAUUCAACGUCUUCAUCAAAACAACCCCUGCUGUCGAUUUACUUUAUGAAACAUCAUACGAAAAAAAAAAAAAAAAGAAAAACGAAAAAAAAAAGGAUAACAAGCGUUAUAUAAAUCGUCGUAGCCCCUUUUUCACGGCACGGGCUGGCUGCUGCUAUUAUAUAUACAACAAUAACAACAACAACAAUAAAAGCAAAAAAAAAAUAUAUAUAUAUAUAAAUAUCUAUACAUACAUUAUUACCCACGAUGUAUAACAUAAUAAUGUAUUUUACUAAUGUAACUAUCUGAAAUCGUUGUAUAUUAUAUAAAUACGUACCGCGUUA